Molecule: messenger RNA, 1707 nt
Organism: Fusarium coffeatum
Lineage: Eukaryota; Fungi; Ascomycota; Sordariomycetes; Hypocreales; Nectriaceae
Exons: 3
Coding region: 1-1707 (568 amino acids)
Source: RefSeq, a predicted model, not a curated record
AUGGAGCGGCGCAAGCACGGUUCCGUCUACAAUCAUUCGGAACCUUACGGCUCUCUCACAUAUAAGGAGCGCAUUCCCACUAACAUCACAACCCUAACUACCACCAAUGCCGAUGCAAAAGACGGUAUUAUCAACGGCCUUCUAUACGUACCCGACCUUGACAACGAUCGUCAGUGCGACCGGCAGCAGUACCAAUUCAUCCCUCGAAAUGUCACCCGCCGAAACAACCUUCCACCACAAAAUUACAACCUUAUUGCCCUCGCUCCCUGGUUCAGCAUCGACUGUACCUUAGCUUACCUCGCUUCUGCGCGUGUCGACCCCAUUCGCGCUUUUAUCUUUUAUAAACCUAACAAUUCUUCGAACCAGCCUCAAGAUGCCGACUCACCUGUUUGGAAUCUUGAGGACGGAGGGCAAUGGAUGACCCUCAACAAGUAUCCUAUCUAUGCCAUUUCGGGCCAAGAAGGUCAGAAUAUGAUGAACCAACUGAGUCUUUAUUCUGGCAGUGUGGAUAAUGUUCCUUACGGCGACAACAUCAGCACAAUUUACGGCCCAAACCCGAGAGAUUAUGUCCGUAUCUGGACCGAACUAUCCGUGGAGGAUGAAUCCGACAUCCCCCCACUAUGGGCAUUCUUUCUCAUCGUUAUUGGUGCUCUAUUAGCUAUUUUCGCUUUCGUAUCGAUAACCAUGCACCUGGUACAAAGACGACGCCGAAUAUCGCUUCGAAAACGAGUCGAGUCCGGCGAAGUUGAUCUAGAAGCCAUGGGUAUCAAACAAUUGACAGUACCCACUUCCCAUAUCAAUAGUUUCCCGCUAUUCACUUAUAACGCCGAUCCCGAAUCGAUAGCACCGCCCCCGACGCCUUCGUCCACACGCCGCCAUCGAAGCACUCGAGGAUUCGACCAACAAAGCGUUCGAUCUGGCGUGAGUGUCAGAAGCAAGCGAUCCGGUAUCGGAACAACUGGCGAUAAUGCUGCCACCAACUUCCAACCCAGUUGUCAUAUUUGCCUUACCAAUUUCGAGCACCGAGUAACGAUCAUUCGAGAGCUAUCAUGCGGUCAUAUUUUCCAUCCGGAGUGUAUUGACGAGUUCCUGUUGAAGAAUAGUUCUCUCUGCCCAAUGUGCAAACAUUCUAUGUUGCCUAGGGGCUACAGUCCUAGAAUCACCAAUGGCAUGGUCCGUCGAGAGCGCGCUCUUAGUAAACUACGCCAAAGAGUUGAUCUUGAAGACCUUUCUGAGGAAGCCGACAACACCAAGAUGAAGGAUUGGGGCAAGCGAAUCUUCAGAACCUCGACAUCGCCCUCAAGACCUUCCUCUGCGCCUUUGGUUUCCUUGAAACUUCCCACGUUUAUGCGACGACCUGCCGAGCCUGCUACAACGGGACAGCAGGAAGGAGUAGAGACAGCACCGACGCCCUCCACCACCCCCGCAGCACAGCCUGGAGAACCAGAUACAAACACCCAACCGCCUGCACCAGCCAAGACCCAACGAACAAGACGACCCAAACCCAAGCGUUUGAAUAUGCUCCCGACCCAGCCAGAGAAUGCAGAAUUGAGUACAGAGCCAACGCCGCGACGUGGAAGUCCUUCUUCGUUUGCACGACAGCGUAUGCGCGAAAUUGCAGCCAAGAAUGCACCCUUUGACGACCCCGACUCUCAAAGGGCAGUGUGGCUGCGAGCACUCUCAAAAGUUUUCCCUGGCUAUUUUUAA